Messenger RNA from Bipolaris oryzae ATCC 44560, 990 nucleotides. RefSeq lists its product as uncharacterized. Gene Ontology annotation, molecular function: RNA binding. The record is from RefSeq and is a predicted model, not a curated record. Bases 1 to 990 code for a protein of 329 amino acids. The transcript is spliced from 2 exons. Lineage: Eukaryota; Fungi; Ascomycota; Dothideomycetes; Pleosporales; Pleosporaceae.
AUGGCCGUCUCAAGGGUGUUCUCACGGAGUUACCUUCUCUGCGGUGCGAGCGCUUCGUGCAUACGCGCCACUCGCUCAGCAAUCCCAUCAAUCACUUCGUCAUUGCCAAGGAGAAGCUUCACUUCCAGUAUAUCAGCAUGGGAGGAUAUCAUUCAAACACCCUCAAGAGGUCCAGAGAUCGCUCUCACAGAUAAUCGUACCGCUUCAGCCGGUAACACAGCAAAUUCCAUUUGUUUGCUAAAGUUAUCGAAGCGACUAUCAAGAGGCGACAUUGAGAAGCUUUUGCAGGAAGAUGGCUUCAACAUAAAGAAGAUACAAAUGCGAGUGGAUCGCUUCACAUUCCAGAAUGACACCAUGUGCUUUGUGGAGCUAGGAAGCUCUGAAGAAGCCCAGAGAGCGGUCAAAAAGCUUAACCAUGCAACAUUACAGAACAAAAGCAUUGUAGUCAAGCCUUUGAAAAGCGACUUUUACUGGGAGCCUGAGCCGACGUCAAAAAACUCGCUCUAUGGAUCUCGCUUCUUCAACAACGCAGGCGACGAUGCUGCGCAAGAGGCUCUCCGCCCCUUGGCCGAAGGACGCCGAAUGAUUCUUUCAGUCAAAACACCCGGCUGGACGCCUAAUGCCAAAAUCAGCGAAGCCAGACAAAACGCACAUAAGAUCAUUGAGGAAAACUUUGGCCAAUACGGUAUUGAGAGGCUCAGCGAUAUGUCAGUCUUCUUUGGCGACAAAAAGGAAAACCCACGCCUGCUGGGCUGGAUCGACUUCAAGACGAAAGAAGGUGCUGAGCAAGCGGCUGCGGAGAAGCAUGAUACGGAAAUCAAUGGCCGUCUCGUGUGGCUACGAGACUCUAACCCCUCCAAGUGGAGAGUACAGCAAUACUGGAAGUCUGCCCCGCAGUUGGUACAAGAUAUGCAGGAGAAAGGUAUGCUGUCGAAGGAAAUGUACGAAGACAAGUUUGUCACUCCACUCCCGAAGAACAAAUCCAAUUAG